GGUGUAGAAUACCCUACAGAGGGUCAGAGCACACUGUGUUCUAUGGACAAUACACUAGACAAUUGACGGAUGUCAAAGUGUUUAAAGUAGGGUGUCAUCCACCCAUCUAUGUAUGUAUAGUACACAGGGCCGGGAUCACAUACCAUACUACCACACACUGCGGUAAACGUCGCAGCAGUUUAUGAAUGUACUAGUCGGUGAAACUAGAAAAUACGGCAGCGCUCUACACACGUAGUGGAUAUGGGUUCUCUAUUUAUAAGCGAGGCAUAGGAAGAAAUUGGAUCAAUCGCUCACGCCAGAGACAUCUCCUUGGAGCGAACGCACUGUUUCCCAUUUACAACACGUGAAGGUAGCUCGCGGUAUGCAUAUUCAAGGCAAGGUUGCGCUGGUGACGGGAGCCGCUCAGGGUCUGGGAUAUGCAUUUGUUAGGGCACUACUCGACAAGGGAGCGAAGAUUUGUUUCUGUGAUAUCAAUACAAAUCAAGGAGAGGCUACAUUAAGAGAACUGUCCGAAAAAUAUGGCGCAGAUAAUGUCAUGUUCCGGCGCUGUGACGUCACGGUACAGGAAGAAAUGGAAGAGCUAUUCAAGGCCACGAAGGACCGAUACGGAAGAAUUGACAUAGUGUGUAACAAUGCCGGUAUGGGCGGGGAGACGUACCCACAAUGGGAGAAGGUCGUCGACGUUAAUAUCAAAGGAAUGACGAGGGGCUCUUUUAUUGCUUUUGAAUACCUUCGAAAUGACAAGGGUGGAAAUGGAGGCGUCAUCGUCAAUAUCUCGUCUGCGGCAGGCUUGUCAGUCAACCCUAUGUCACCUGUUUACUGUGCUACGAAAUCUGCGAUCAUUGCACUCAGCCGGUCUCUAGCUGUUAACGAGGAGGUCCAGAAGUGUGGAAUACGGGUAAACACGCUCUGUCCGUCUUUUGCUGAUACUGACCUCGUGAGACAAAUUGCACCAUUUUCACUACACGAAGAUGAUCAGACGAAAUCGGAAAACACGGCAAAAGUCACUAAAUUCCUCAGCGCACAUGGUAUUAUGACGACAGAGACGGUAGCAGCAAGUUUUAUAGAGCUGGUUACAGAUGAAACAAAAAAUGGUGCUGUUCUUCGGGUUUCGAAAGGGAAAGGAAACGAAUAUUGUAAGAUUGAAGUCAGUGUAUGAUGGUUUGACGUGUCCCUGAAGUACCCACACAUUUUAUCACAACACCUGCCAAUUAUAUCAGCCUCAAUGGAAGGUCAUCAGUUCAUCACAGUAAAUUCAAUGUGACGAUUCUGUCAUCCAAACUAGAAUAUUAAACGCAGCUGCCGGACAAUCAUUCACCAUCAGAUUUAAUUUUGUAGACUACAUACGAGAAUUGGUUGUGAUGUUCUAUGUAAUAAAUUGUCCCCUUUUUCGAGAAAUUCGUUUAUUGCACACAAGACGAAAUUCUGAAAAAGGAAGCUAUAUAAGGUAUUUCAGUAUUGUUAACACUUGUCAAAAGCAUUAUUACAUUGAGUGAAAUAUGUCACCUUAACAGCAGCAUUUGAUUAUAAAGUGCCGAUAUUUAUAUAACGAUAUACGUGUAUAUGGCAAUUCAUCGAUCAUGCACUGAAAACGUUGUAUGUCACCACCAACAUGUUUAUGUGAGGAGGAAAUCCCAUAGUGUUUGGUUGUGAAUGAGGGCCAAAUCCCAAGAUGUCUUAAUGUUAUUUUUUGUUUUGUGACCUUAUUAUCCAUAUCUGUUGUGUUUAUUAUGGAAUCUCAUAUAACACUGGAUGUUGUGAUCAUGUAAUCAAUUUAUGUAUAUUUACUUAUUAUUGUUAUUUGAUGUAAUGCCAAGGUCACUAACUCUUACCGAUUCAUUGUUGUUAUUAUCUUACAAGUUGACAGCGAUUGUGUCACACAAAGUUUCUACAUAUUUUACAGAAUUUUUUUUUCUGUAUAAUAAUGGUUAGGUCAUUCGAUUUUGUUUAAAGCAAUGACCUGUAAUUCCUACAGAUUCUUAUCAAUCAUAUUUAUUUACGCUUUCCUUAUUUUCACUUAAGUCAAAUGAUGUCAUUGAUAUAUACACCUAUUGCGGCAUAUUAUUCGCUACUGCAUAGUACAUGUAUUUAUUUUGAUAGUCAUUGUAGUGCUAUCAGAAUGAAAUGUCUACAUGACAUAUAACCUAAGGAUGCUUCAUUUUGUAUCAUAUUUAUAUUUGCUUUUAAUGUAACAAUAAAACGCUAACAUUCAUAAAGAAGUGCACUUAUCAUAUAACUAUCUGUAGUUAUGUAAAGCGUGAAACCUAGAAUACACUACUGUCAGAGGAAAAUGUUUAACGUGAACAAUCAUGAUCAUAGCAACAUACAUGUGAACACUCGAUGGUGCAUGGUUUCUCGUUUACAGUGUUCAUACUUUGUGUAAUUAGGAGUUUUGUAUAAUAUAGAGUUUAACUUCACUUAUGGUGUUAAAUGGACCAAACAAUUUAAUAGUAGCAUUGGUAUGUACAUCAUACAGAUGAUACUUGAAACUUUGAUAUUAUCCAUGGUUACGAUUCCAGAUACCUUUUAAGAACUUUUCAAGACAUCAAUACGAUAACAAGAUAAUAUUGAUGGCAAAACAUUAUUCGUAUUGUGAAGUUGUUGCCGUUUUAACGAAAACAAUUCAAUAGCAACAUUUUGUCAUUUGAAACACCCAUUCAGUUAUUUACUAAAAGUAAGCAAUGAAUAAACACUUUCAAACUUUGUUUUAUUUGUGGCAUUUAAUUUAUUUUGACGUUCAACCACGGCAUGUUAUUUAAUACAUGUUGUCAGCAACAACCUAUUGGGUGCUAGUUUUCAACAAUCAUGGCAUAAUAUUCUUUUGUAUAUGUAUGUAACACGAGAAGAAAUUGUGACAAACAUUAUUUUUGUCUUUUACAAAACCUUUUAGUUGACACGGGUUAGCUUGAUUUGUUUACAUCAGACGUAGUGCUUUAAGAUGUAAUUAUUGUUCGAUGUAUUUUAUAUUGCAUUUAUUACAUCUAUGAAUACAUAUUUAUACAGAUUAAUAAAAAUACAGAUUUUAAGUAUGAAA
Molecule: messenger RNA, 3034 nt
Organism: Pecten maximus
Lineage: Eukaryota; Metazoa; Mollusca; Bivalvia; Pectinida; Pectinidae
Product: 15-hydroxyprostaglandin dehydrogenase [NAD(+)]-like
Exons: 7
Coding region: 362-1159 (265 amino acids)
Cellular component (GO): cytoplasm
Molecular function (GO): oxidoreductase activity, acting on the CH-OH group of donors, NAD or NADP as acceptor
Source: RefSeq, a predicted model, not a curated record